Messenger RNA from Talpa occidentalis (Iberian mole), 3290 nucleotides. It is a transcript of the gene SYPL1, whose product is annotated as synaptophysin like 1. Lineage: Eukaryota; Metazoa; Chordata; Mammalia; Eulipotyphla; Talpidae. The record is from RefSeq and is a predicted model, not a curated record. The coding region runs from base 47 to 823 and encodes 258 amino acids. The transcript has 6 exons. Gene Ontology annotation, cellular component: synaptic vesicle; synaptic vesicle membrane.
CGCGCCAGGGGCCGGACUUCAGGCCAGGGGGCGCGGCGCACGCAGCAUGGCGUCCAACAUCUACUUGGUUCGCCAGCGGAUCAGCCGGCUCGGCCAGAGAAUGUCCUCCUUCCAGCUCAACCUCAACCCGCUCAAGGAGCCGCUCGGCUUCAUCAAGGUCCUCGAGUGGAUUGCUUCUAUCUUUGCUUUUGCCACCUGUGGAGGUUUUAAGGGCAAAAUAGACAUUUCAGUAUCUUGUCCUCAAGUUCCUGAAAAUAAAACAAUUACUGCCACUUUUGCUUAUCCAUUCAGGUUGAAUCAGGCAUCAUUUCAGACAACUGCACAGGCAAAUGUGUGUGAUAUACAAUGGAAUAAUCAAGUUCUUAUUGGAGAUUACUCUUCCUCUGCACAAUUCUAUGUUACAUUUGCAGUCUUUGUCUUCCUGUACUGCAUUGCUGCUCUUCUGCUCUAUGUCGGUUAUACAAACCUCUAUCGGGAGAGUAGAAAAUUUCCCAUGAUUGACUUUGUUGUUACUCUGGUUGCCACUUUUUUGUGGUUGGUGAGCACUUCAGCCUGGGCUAAAGCUCUUACAGAUAUUAAAAUAGCAACCGGUCACAAUAUUGUCCAGGAACUUCAGCCUUGUCAUAAUAAAGACAUGACGUGUCAUUUUCUCUCAGUAACUAGUAUGGGAUCCCUGAAUGUAUCUGUGAUCUUUGGCUUUCUGAACAUGAUACUUUGGGGAGGAAAUGCAUGGUUUGUAUACAAGGAGACCAGCUUACACAGUCCAUCAAAUACUUCUGCUUCCCAUAACCAAGGAGGUAUUUCGCCUCCUACUGGAAUAUAAUUAAAGGGAGAAACACACUGGAUGAAAUAUACAACUAUAUUAUGACCUGUUGCCAAAUCUUACGAACCAUUAUUUGUUUCUAAUAAAGUAAUGGCUUUUUCAAUAAAUUGGUGGGUUUAAAAUUUUGCUGCUUUUUUACAUGAAAUCUGUGCCUUUCUUAGAAAUUUAAGAUGUAAAUGUAUUUUCACAUGUAAAUUUGAAAAUUCAGGGGCCUAUUUUGGGAUGAUACACAUUUUUCAAUGAACAGUAAUUUCUUCACUAAGUUGUUUGCCUUCCAAAGUGUUUACACUUUAAGCCUUAUCAUAUGUCUUCACUCAGAAGAAUUAUAUUGUCAUAUCAUAAUAGGAAGAAAAUCUCUAUUUGGAUUAUACACUACAGUAAGUUUGUACAGAUCACAUACCUAAGAACUGUCUUUGUUUAAGAGAACAUUGAUUACAGAAAUCAUAUUUAGAAAAAAACAUUUAGUGGAGAAUUUAUAUCAGAACAUUGUUAAUAUGUUAUGAAAAUUUUUUAAUUGCAAAGACUCUGUAUGUUUUGUUUUUCUGAAUGACCUACCAUUCUUACUAGGUGUACUAAAAUUAUUUGAGGAGUGGAGUUUGAAAUUUUCUGUAGCUGUAUAGCUGAUAGUAAUGCUGUCACAUGAGGUGUAAGCUUCCAUUAUGUUGGUUUUUUAAUAGACUUGCUAUAGAAGUAGAAAGAACAUGGUUCAACUAGUUAUUUUGAUAUGUAUGGGCAUUACUAGGUGAUAUUUGCUGUCCUUUGUUGCUCAUGCUACCUCAGUGCAGGCUGAGAGUCUCGUUUGACUAAAAUAAUUCACAUUUUUUUGUAGACCCUGUUCAUAGGGUUAAAAAAAUUACAGUUGCCUUUUACUUUUCGGUCACUUAACAUUUACAGUCAAUGACAUUGCUAUUUUGAGUUUAGCAUUGAUAUUGUGAAAAUAAAUGAGAUUUGGAUUUUGUGUUUCAUAAUGUUCAUUCUUAUUUCACAAAUGGGUGAUUAAGGAAUUAUGCAUUAUAAACAAACUAGUGAGCUAUAUUAUGGGUGCUUUGUCUGCACGUACAUUUGGUUAUAUUUUAUAUAGAAGGCUUAUUCACAUUUUGCUUUUAUUUUUGUUGUACAGGGCAAGAUUACUUAUUCUUACAACAUGAUUGCUUAUAUGUAAAACACAUCUUGCUAUUGCCUAAUUUUGUUGCUUUUGUUCAUGACAAGAAUUGUCAAUAUGGAAUGUAUACCUUUUACGCUACCAACUUAAUAAAGGAGUUAAAAGAAAGAGUGCACUGAUUGUUACAAAGAAACCUUCAUCUUAAAGACAUGAAGGAAACUGCAAGAAAUAGAAUAUCAUAUUAGAUUUUCCAAAUGUUUGGCAAGGAAUAAAAGAGACCUACCAAAAAAAGCUUUGGAGACUCUGUUCUAUCCUUUUUUCAUUCACUCUCGUUUAAAAAAUGCUUGUUUGCGGGAACUCCCUGGUGGCGCAAGGGUUAAGAUGCAACCUAUGAAGCUAUCUGCCGCCACUGCAGUAUUAAUUGGAUACCCACAUGGCGCAGCAGACCUCUCCUGCCUCUCAUGCUGCUCCCCUCAGCAGUGUACUUCAGUCUGUCUGCCUGUUCUGUUCCCCGCUCUGUCUCUGGUGAAUCCUCUUACCCCCCACACCUUUGGCCUGUACCCCAGCUCUUAUAUGCAUAACUAAAUAAAUCUUUAAAAAAAAUAAAAAAUUAUUAAAUAGUGCUUGCUUGUAACUUUCAGGUUAAGUUUUUCUGACAAUUGACUGGUACACAGCAAAGUUUCUUGAUCAAGAGUGCAUGCCCAGGUGCCAAACUGCAUGAAAUUGAACAUUGGCUUCAUCAUAUAGUAGCUAGUUACCUUGAGCAAAUCAUUUAGCCUCAUUGUACCUAAUUUGCUUAUAUGAGAAAUAAGAGUACUUAGAAGAAUGUUUAUAGGAAUGAAAUGACUUAAUAAAUGUUCAGCAUAUAAUUACUUCGUAAAUGUGAGCUGCGAUUACUAUUGAUACCACUAAUACAUAGAUUCUUCACCUGGAGUCUAUGGGACUAGCGCAGGGAAGAUACUGAUCUUGGGCAGAGAGGCAGAGGAAGCUUCAGGAUUACCUGGGUCUUUAUAUUCCUCAAAUAACUGAUUAUUUUGCUAGUUUUCUAUAGGUGGGUGGGUAUAAAGUUAACAUUAAAUCUUAAUAGCUACUAAAAUUAUAGUGAAUCUAAUUUUAGUAUAUGCUGCCGAAGCGAGCACAAAUUAUAGUGAAUCUAGAAAGGAAUUCUUUUUGUUACCCUGAUAGUCCGAUUUUGAGUUCAACAUAGGGCUAAGCAAUUUAUAAGCUAAAUUCUAGGACAGAUGUAACAAAGACUGAAUUACGAGAUGAUAGGUUGUAGAGAAUUACUAAUAAAAGUAUUUACUAAGGUUUUUGUGGAUUGAAGUCACGCGGCUAAAGAUAAUUCUUAACCUACUGUAAAUGUUA